This is a messenger RNA of Ciona intestinalis (vase tunicate), 3413 nucleotides long. The record is from RefSeq and is a predicted model, not a curated record. NCBI's taxonomy places the organism in Eukaryota, Metazoa, Chordata, Ascidiacea, Phlebobranchia, Cionidae.
UUUCGUACCAUACGAAUCGGGACUUUAAAAGCUUUUCCAAUACCAUUGGACGAAAACGAUGUUAGCCCUCAUGCUAAAAACACAGCCCCAUUAAUUCUCAACGAAUCUGGCGUUACGUUCUCAUUUACAAUUGAUGGAGAAUAUGAACCAGAGAAAAAACUCACAAUCAAAAUAUCUGCAAGAAGACUUGAACGUGUUGAAUGUUAUGUUUUACGUGGCUGUCCUGUGAUAUGGCUUACCACUGAUGAAAAAAUGGCAAGAAAAAUUCGUUCUGUUUGUAACAUGGUGGAUAGGAAUGGAUUUUUUUAUGACCCUUCAUCUGCUGUCAAAGGAGAACGACACAUUGCAGCAAUCACUCAACAAGAUCCACUCCCAUAUACAAUGGGACAUAGCAUACAAAAUAUAUUCAAACAACUAUUUCGCAACCAAAACAAAAAGGUUGAUUCUCAUUUUCGAAUUAUUUCGCAAAAACAUUGCAACACCAAACUUGUACAGUGUAGCACGUCGAUGGAUGAGGUUAAAAGAAAACAGUUAAUUUAUGAACAACUUCAAAAACGAUCCAAACAAAAGCAGAUCACUGAUGAUUCCAAUUCAUCUGAUUCCUGUGAUGAUGAACCAGAUAAAGUCGCCCCAGUUAGUUCUAGCUCAAAUAAUUCUGCUACUUCGUCUAAUCCACCUGUUCCCUCAACUCCACCAAAAGCUGUAGUUGAAAAAGAAGUUUUGAGUUCUUCAGGAAGGACCGUGAUUGAAAGUUCACCAACUACUAGUCCAAGUGUUGAUCACAAAAAAGUCAUCGAGCUCGGAAAUCUAUUCCCGAUCGCCACCGAGUGGUUAGUAUUGAAAGCCAACUCCGAGCCCGAGUGGAGGAACAGCAGCAGGAACGUAAUCUACCCAUCAUUGCUACACAAGCUGUUAAUUCAACUGCAACAGUGGAAACUAACAAUAGUGGGGAAAGUGAGUCCUCCGAUACAGGAAGAAUAUCAGAGAAAAUCAUCUUCCAAUUGUUCUUCUCCAACUCCAGUUGAAGAGAAAAAGGCCAUGGAACAAACAAAUCAUGAAACAAGUGAAUUCACACCUGAUGUGACGGAAACUUCAGUAAAAAAUAAAACUGAGUUAAGAACUAUGAUGUUGGAGGGAAACAUGGCAACUUUGCGUCAAGAUUUCAACAAUUACCUUCAUCAAACACCACUUUGUACAUGUGUUGUAAUAUCACCACAUACCAUUAACUUUGAGAAAGCAAAUGGCAUCAAAUGUAUGGCUAUUGAUAAUAUCUGUGGAAGGAUAUACGGGUGUGAUGAACCGAUAUCACAUCGUGAGAUGAUGCGGCCAAGCAGCAAGGUGCCGGUUAUUGGAAUGUGUGAUGAACACAAAGAAAGGAUGAUACGACACGAAUGUUGUCCAGGUUGUGGAACUUUCUGCAGCGGUGGUAACAUACUUGUUUGUAUCAAAAAUGAUGACUGUCCACACAGAUUUCACAGGGAUUGCAUGGUGUUGGGAGGUCAGUUAUCUGAAUGUCCUCACUGUGGUGGUGACACUACAUCAGUGAGAGAAGUAAACCUCACGCCGAACAUGGACAAAGACAUGCUAAUGAUCCUCGCUGGUAAAGACCCCGUCAAAAUGAAAAUGAAAACCUUCCUUCAAACGAGGGGUGAAAAGAAUGCGAGAAUGGGUCACGUGAUAAAGAAGACUGGUUAUAAACCAGUAAGGGUACCGGGGGUUACGAUGAAAUUUAAUGAUUUGACGUUCGAUUCGUCGAAGUUGAUGAUCGGACACGAAAGAGAUGAAUUCGAAAAUUUGUUGCAAUCUCUUCAACAUGAACCGCCUCAAAAAGUUCGUUUCCAAGCAAAAUCUUUUCUUCAGUUUGCGCGACAAAAUGACAUUCUAAAGGUAUGUAUUAUGUUAAUUAUUAAUUUUGAACUUCUUGUUUAUCUAUUGUUGAAUAAUGCUGAUGUCACAAUCAAAGAUGAAGAAAUGGGAAUGCCUUGCAUUCACCAUGCGGCCAAGGAAGGCUACGUUGAAGGUUGCUACCUUCUAAUGAUAUAUGGCAGAGCAAAAAUCAAUUCACUCGACGAAGGGGGAUGGACACCGCUGGUUUGGGCGGCAGAGCAUAAACAUACAAGCAUGGCUAAGUUUCUUCUGCAUUAUGGAGCAGAUGUGAAAAUUAUUGAUAAGGAGGGAAACACAUGUUUGCUGUGGGCCGCUUUAUCUGGAAACGUCGAUAUAUUGAAAAUGUGUUUGGACAACAAUACCCCCGUUGAUCAUUUUAACACACAUGGUGACACUGCAUUACACAUAGCGGCAAGACAGGAUAACUACAACUGUGUUUUUACUCUUCUCGCGAAUGCUGCGAAUCCAAAUAUCAAGAACAGCGAAGGGGAAACUCCCAUUGAAUGUGCACCGGAGCGUAGCAUGUGUUGGAUUGCGUUAAAGAUCCAUCUGUGCAUUCGAAACGCUGGAUUGUUUCGAAAAGUAAUUCUUCCUUACAACCGAGAGCGAGUUUUGAACCCGGAUAUCUCUCGUGGAUAUGACAAGCUGCCAAUAAUAUGUGUGAAUGCACGUGAUGAUGCGCCUUGUCCCACCAACCCCCCACAUGGUUUUCAUUAUGUUACUGAGAACGUUCACACUUCACAAGAUACAAGAAUUAAUGUUGUUAUAUCAGGAAUGCAGUCAUGUCAGUGCAGCGACAACUGUGGGUCUCCAUCUUGUGUGUGUGGCUUGAUAAGCGAGAGGUGCUGGUAUGGUAACGAUGGGACUUUGCUGCCCGAGUUUGAUAUUCUUGAACCUCCACUUAUCUAUGAAUGCAAUCAAAUGUGCAGAUGUUCGCGACAGUGUAAAAACAGAGUGGUACAGAAUGGAAUAAGGUAUCGCCUACAAGUUUAUCGAACCCAAGGCAUGGGUUGGGGGCUUGUUGCGCUUGAAGCGAUGCCACGUGGUGCGUUUGUAUGCGAAUAUGUGGGUGAACUGAUCUCGGAUGAUGAAGCUGAUCAACGGGAAGAUGAUUCGUAUUUGUUUGAUUUGGAAAACAAGGAUGGUGAAAUAUAUUGCAUUGAUGCUCGUAACUACGGCAACGUGUCGCGCUUCAUCAACCACCUUUGUGAACCAAACUUAAUCCCGAUCCGAGUAUUUGUCGGACAUCACGAUAUAAGGUUUCCCAUCCUUGCUUACUUUACCACUCGUGAAAUACAAGCUGGGGAAGAACUUGGGUUUGAUUACGGAGAGCGUUUCUGGGACGUUAAAUGUCGUCAGUUCACCUGCCAAUGCGGAUCACCAGUAUGUAAAUAUUCAAGUGAAGUUUAUAAGAAUAAAGCCGAACAAGAGCUACAACAACAUAAUGAAAAUAAUGACGUCACAAACGACGUGGAAAUGAAAGCUUCAUCAGCGAACAACGAAAUCGUGGAUUAACACUUCAUGUU